UCGGACAUUUGAUACGUUAACUAAGACGAUGGGCUGUUUGUUUAUCUUAACUUUGAAUAAUCCUUGUUAAUCAACACUUUUCGAAAGUCCCGCGUCGGAAAUCUAAUUACGGGUGCAAUUAAUUAAGAGAGAAUUACCCGGGGCGUGUCAAUAAUGUGUCAACUAGAAUUACCCGAGGUUCCCCGCAAGUUUCUUGUCCUUUACCAAGCUGCAGUUAGCACUUUAAUGACAACUGAUUGAAAUGUACACGAGCUGGCGAUUCAAACGAAAUGGCAUGGCUUCAGUUUAAGUUGCAGAGCCACAAAACGGAGAGCUGGGCCUUACAGCUGGGGCUCAUUGUUUAUCGCCAAAUGGGCUUUUGUUAUCGCCAUCAUUUAUCUGGUCAACAGUAGCCUUUGUCUUUGCAAAUGGCCCUCAAUCAGUCCGUCUACUUUGGAAACAAUUAGCUUGUCUUGAAACCCCAUGGCCACUAUUUAAAUGCUGAGCCAUGUUGUAUCUUAUAGUGUACACCUUAAAGUGAACUCUGGUUGCGUCCCAAACAGAACAUUAGCGCACUUAAUAGCAAGUUUACAGUAGAGUACAUUGUUUCGUCCAGUGCGGAGAUCAAUAAAAAUAACAAAAACAACAACAAACAAACACCAAAUAACUUGAGAACUCCAGAAGGGAAGUUUUAGUAGCAGGGAAUGCUUUGGGUAGAAAAUUACAAAGAAUAAACAAAAUACUAAGUAGUUUGUCAUUUUAAAUACUUAGUUAACGCCCUGUUUUGUUUUUGUUUUCUGUUUGUUCCCAAAGAAGGCGUGUUGUAAUUAUGGGAUGUUUUGUGGCCACGCCCCUUUCAAAUACAUACCGCGUCAGCACCUCACUCCUCUGCGCCUUGUCUCGUGGCCUUGCCCUUGAGCACUACAGACUAAAAGGAAAACACUGCCGGGGAGUGUGGGGUUUUUUUUUUUUGUCCCGUCUUGCAGUAGUGAACACAGUAUCUUCUCUCAAGCAAGAGUGAUCAUGAUGUCCUACCUGAAACCAGCCCCGUACACAGUGAACGGGCUCAGUCUGGCUACUACUGCGAUGGAGCUGCUGCAUCCAACUGUGGGCUAUCCAGGUAAAAUGAUAUUUGUCAUGGCAGGAACCCCCCGUAAACAGAGACGUGAGCGGACGACGUUCACCCGCGCGCAGCUCGACGUGCUCGAGGCGCUGUUCGCCAAGACGCGCUACCCGGACAUCUUCAUGCGCGAGGAGGUGGCCAUGAAAAUCAACCUUCCUGAAUCUCGAGUACAGGUGUGGUUCAAAAAUCGAAGAGCGAAAUGUCGUCAACAGCAGCAGCAAACCCAGGCCGCCACGCAGAAUAAAACCCGACCUGCCAGCAAAAAGACUUCUCCAGCCAGAGAGGUAAACCUGGAGAGCAGCAGCAGCAGUGGCCCGUUCACCAGCACCUCAAGCACCUCCUUACCGGGCGUGUCCACCAGCACGGCCCCAGUGUCCAUCUGGAGUCCGGCCUCCAUUUCUCCAGUCUCAGAGCAGCUCUCUUCCUCUACCUCCUCCUCUUCCUCAUCUUUAUCCUGUAUGCAGCGCUCUUACCCGGUCACCUACACUCAGGCGCCCGCAUACAGUCAACACUACUCGGGCACUGCAUCCUAUUUCAGCGGAAUGGACUGUGGCUCCUACCUCGGGCCUGUGCAUCACCAGCUGAGUGGCCCUGCAUCAAACCUGAGCCCGACAAGCACGAGUAUGGUCAGCAAUCACCUGAGUCCGUCAUGUUCAUUCACACCUCAGGGCUACGUAACUUCCGGUGUCGGGAUCAACGCGCCGUCCGAUUGCUUAGAUUACAAGGACCAAAGCGCUUCUUGGAAGCUGAGUUUCAAUGGCGACUGCUUGGAUUACAAAGAUCAAACCUCUUCGUGGAAAUUUCAAGUUUUGUAA
This is a messenger RNA of Ictalurus furcatus (blue catfish), 1917 nucleotides long. RefSeq names its product homeobox protein OTX2-like. The record is from RefSeq and is a predicted model, not a curated record. Gene Ontology annotation, biological process: regulation of transcription by RNA polymerase II; multicellular organism development. Bases 1003 to 1917 code for a protein of 304 amino acids. The transcript is spliced from 3 exons. Gene Ontology annotation, molecular function: RNA polymerase II cis-regulatory region sequence-specific DNA binding; DNA-binding transcription factor activity, RNA polymerase II-specific. Lineage: Eukaryota; Metazoa; Chordata; Actinopteri; Siluriformes; Ictaluridae. Gene Ontology annotation, cellular component: nucleus.